AUGCGCAACCUGCGAAACCUGCGGUUCGGACGAUGGCGGCAUCCCGACAUCACCGCCGCCUGCUGGGACCCCGAGACCGACGAGAUUGUGUGCGCCAUCGGCCCGACCGAGCAGAACCCGACGGUUGAGCUGGUCAGGCUGUCCGACUCUGAUUCCAUCCGCAGAAACCACCGCACAUUUGCUCGCUGGGAUGCGCCCAGUCCGAACCCCGAGCUCCUCGUCGACCGCAUCGUCAGUCUCCACCACCUCAGCGGCAGCGGCACGACAUGCCUCGUCCUGGAAGGCGGCGACAUCAUCACCGUCCGCGAGGAUCCCUCGGCCGGCCAUGUCCACAUUGAGAUUAUGGGGUCGAUAGACGCCGGCAUUGCGGCCGCGCGAUGGUCCCCCGACGAGGAGCUGCUGGCCGUGGUCACCAAGGCCGACACCGUGGUCUUCAUGGGAGGCGCCUUUGACCCCGUUGCCGAAGUGACCAUGACGGAGGAGGAUCUCAAGGCGUCCAAGCACGUCUCGGUAGGAUGGGGCAAGAAGGAGACGCAGUUCCAGGGGCGCGGCGCCAAGGCCCUCCGGGAUCCCACGAUACCCGAGAAAGUCGACCAGGGACUCCCGAGCACCAACGAGGACGGAUCGGUAUCCAUCAGCUGGCGCGGAGACGGCGCGUACGUGGCCGUCAACUCGGUUCAGGAGGGGUCUCGACGAGUCAUCCGGGUGUAUUCUCGCGAGGGAGAGCUGGACAGUGCCAGCGAGCCCGUUGACGGAUUUGAAGGCGCUCUGAGUUGGAGACCGUCGGGCAACCUCAUUGCCGGUAUUCAGCGAUUGUCCGACAGGGUUGAUGUCGUCUUCUUCGAGCGGAACGGCCUGCGCCAUGGACAGUUUACCCUGCGAUCGCCCAACGGAGCGAUCUUGGAUGCUGCCGACACCAGGAUCCGACUGGAGUGGAACUCGGACUCGACCGUUCUGGCAGUCAUCCUCGCCGACACCAUCCAGCUGUGGACCAUGGGCAACUACCACUGGUACCUCAAGCAAGAAAUCGCCAUGGAGCCGGGAUUUGCCUGCCUGGCCUGGCACUCGGAAAAGGCACUUCGGUUCGCAGCAGCAUCGGCCGGCAGCGUCAUCCUCGCCGAGCAAAUCUUCCAUACCUCUCGGGGCUCGUGCCGGCCGCCCUACGACAACGGCGUAGUUGCUGUCAUCGACGGCGAGACAGUCAAGAUCACACCCUUUCGAACUGCCAAUGUGCCUCCUCCGAUGGCCCUCUUUGAGGUCAAGGCCGCCUCCUCUGUUGUUGAUGUAGCCUUUGGACACCGCAACUCUUCCUUUGCAGUCCUUCACCAGAAAGGCGUGGACAUCUACGAGUUGCCAUUGAAGAACGGAAGGUCGACCAGGCCGGUGGAGGUGCUCAAGCUGCCUUUUGAUACCCCUAAUAUGCCAGAGCAUCACAUGCCCCUGAGAAUCUGCUGGGUGUCUGAGAACAGCCUGCGAUGUAUGGGGUAUCAGGAUGACCUGGGCCACCUUCAACUGGUUGUGUCUACGGGUGAAGGAAGCUCCACCGAGAUUAGCAUGCUGGACAGCAACCUGAUAUUGGCAGCCACGGCAACGCGCGAGGAUGAAUCUACCGUGGAGAGCUACGGCCAGGAUCAGUCUGGCAGGCUAUAUAAGCUCUCCAACUCCGGCGACGACAUUCUUCCCAUCCAGUUUACGACACAGCUUCCGUGGUUCGAGGUCAGCAAGCACGACGACGUUGAGAUGGCCUUUGGCCUCUCGCGGGCGGGCCACAUCUUUGCAAACUCCAGGCUGCUGGCCAAGAACUGCACCUCCUUUGUCGUCACGCCAGACCACCUCAUCUUCACCACCAGCAACCACUUUGUCAAGUAUGUCCACUUGGUGGCAGAUGUCGAAGACCUAGAGGUUCCUGGCGAUGACCCUGAAAAGGACGAGCGAUGCCGCAGCGUGGAGCGCGGUUCUCGUCUUGUUACCGCGAUGCCGACCAACAUGAGCAUCGUGCUGCAGAUGCCGCGUGGCAACCUGGAGACCAUCUUCCCUCGAGCCAUGGUGGUGGCUGGCAUCAGGAGCCUCAUUGAAGAGAAAAACUAUGCGCGAGCUUUCUCUUACUGUCGGUCGCAGCGUGUGGACAUGAAUAUUUUGUAUGACCACAAGCCCGAGCAGUUUCUCUCCUGCGUUGGCCUCUUCUUGGAUCAGCUGAAGGAGGUCUCCUACAUUGACCUCUUCCUUUCAUCUCUAAGAGAGGAAGAUGUCACGCAGACCAUGUAUAAGGAUACCAAGCGGGCAAAGGCUCAACCCUACAGCGCCAACGCCCCCGAGACACCGUCUUCACAGAAGCCUCACGGCUCCAAGGUCAAUGCCAUCUGUGAUGCAGUCCUCAAAAGCCUCCAGUCUCGCAAGGAGACGCAUCUCCAGAACAUCAUCUCCGCGCACGUCUGCAAAGUCCCCCCUGCCUUGGAUGACGGCCUGACCCUCGUUGCUGAGCUGAUGCAAGAAGACGAAAAACUGGCAGAAAAGGCAGUAGAGCACAUUUGCUUCCUGGUGGAUGUCAACCGCGUGUAUGGGAACGCUCUUGGUCUGUACAACCUCGACCUUGCUUUGCUGGUCGCACAGCAGUCCCAGCGAGACCCCAGGGAAUACCUCCCCUUCAUUCAGAACCUUCACGUCCUUUCCGAGCUCCGCCGCAAGUUUGAGAUUGACGACCAUCUUGGCCGACGACAGAAGGCCUUGGCUCGCCUCAAGGCCCUGGAUGCGUUCGACGAGCUGUGCAACUACACCAGCAAGCAUGACCUCUACCAAGACGCCCUCAAACUCUACCGCUACGACCCGCCUCGGCUGGCGACCCUGACGGAGCUCUAUGCCGUCUACCUCGAAUCCAGGUCUCAGUACAGAGAAGCAGGCCUGGCAUACGAGUCCAUCAGGAACUAUGCCAAAGCGACCAGCUGCUACCGCUCGGCCGGCGCGACAUGCUGGCAAGAAUGCCUCUUCACGGCUUACCAGCAAGAUCCCCCCCUCUCCGCAGACAGCAAAGCCGAGCUCGCGACGGCCCUUGCAGACGCCCUCUGGGAGGCCAAGGACUUUUCCUCCGCCGCCACCAUCCACCUCGAGUACCUCGACUCGCUCGAGACGGCCGUCAAGUGCCUCUGCCGGGGCUACCACUUCGCCGAGGCCAUCCGCCUCGUCGUCCAGCGGUCCCGCCCGGACCUCCUCGAGUCGGCCGUCGACGUCGGGCUCGCCGAGGCGCUGGGCCGGACGACGGAGUUCCUGGCCGACUGCAAGGCCCAGCUGCGCGCGCAGGUGCCCCGCAUCGCCGAGCUGCGGCUCAAGGCCGCCGAGGACCCGCACUAA
Molecule: messenger RNA, 3345 nt
Organism: Trichoderma citrinoviride
Lineage: Eukaryota; Fungi; Ascomycota; Sordariomycetes; Hypocreales; Hypocreaceae
Product: IKI3-domain-containing protein
Exons: 4
Coding region: 1-3345 (1114 amino acids)
Biological process (GO): tRNA wobble base 5-methoxycarbonylmethyl-2-thiouridinylation
Cellular component (GO): elongator holoenzyme complex; cytosol
Molecular function (GO): tRNA binding
Source: RefSeq, a predicted model, not a curated record